AUGGGUCAGAAUAAUUAAAUUAUAAUAUAUUUUAAAUAAAAUCUUUUAAAUAAAUAAGCGAAUAAAAACCUACAUAAAGCUUAAAUUAAAUUAUGUCAUUAAGCACACUAAUAAAUUUAAAUAGAAAAAUAAAAAUAAAUAAAAAAAUAACAAUAGAUUUAUCAAGUUUAUUUAAUAUUAAAAAUCUCUAAAAAAUUAUAAAAAUAAAAAAAUCUUAAUAAUUAAAAAAAAAAAGAUACAAAAUAUAAUAUAAUAUAAGAAGUUUGUAAAAACAAAUUUUAAUGGAAUAUUUCUUUAAACAAAAAUAUUUAAGAUUGGAAUAUAAUUUGGUAUGAUUACUACAUAAACGAUGAUAAAUUAAGAAAAAUGCUUCCUUUUUAAAAAAUUAAUCAUUUCCCAGGAUCAUAUAAUUUAGGCAAGAAAAAUUAUUUAGGAAAACAUUUAUAAAAAAUGAAUAAAAUAUUUCCUUUAGAAUAUGAUUUUUUCCCUAAAACAUGGCUUUUACCGUUUUAAUAUGAAGAACUAAGAAUUUAUAUGGAAAAAAAUAAAACUAAAAAGCCUGUUAUAAUAGUGAAACCAGAAGCAAAUUGUUAAGGAAAAGGAAUAUAUUUAAUUUAAAGCAUAUAAAAAAUAAGAUAAGAAUAACAUGUAGUAGCAUAAUAAUAUAUAUAAAAUCCAUAUUUAAUUGAUGGUUUAAAAUUUGAUUUUAGAGUAUAUGCACUUGUAAAAAGUGUCUGUCCAUUGAAAAUAUUUUUAUAUAGAGAAGGUUUUGCAAGAUUUGCAACUGUAAAAUAUUAAAAACCUUAAAAAAAAAACAUAAAAAAUAUGUGGAUGCAUUUAACUAAUUAUGCUAUUAAUAAAUUAAAUCCAGAAUUUAUAUUCAAUAAGGAAGUUUUGAAAGAUGAUUUUGGACAUAAAAGAAGCUUUUCUUCUAUUUUAAAAUAUUUGAGUGAAAUAGGAGAGGAUAUAAAUAAAGUUCUCAUUUAAAUUAAAUAAAUUAUUAAUAAAACUAUGUGCAGUGUAUAACCUUAUUUAAGCCAUUUAUAUAAAAGUAGUUAACUUAAAGAAUAAAAUAAUUGUAUGUGCUUUGAAAUAUUCGGGUUUUAAUAAAUAACAAAAAUAAUUAUUUUAAUUAAUAUUUUUUUAAAGCUUUGA
Molecule: messenger RNA, 1155 nt
Organism: Ichthyophthirius multifiliis
Lineage: Eukaryota; Ciliophora; Oligohymenophorea; Hymenostomatida
Product: tubulin-tyrosine ligase family protein, putative
Exons: 2
Biological process (GO): microtubule cytoskeleton organization; protein polyglutamylation
Cellular component (GO): cilium
Molecular function (GO): tubulin-glutamic acid ligase activity; tubulin binding
Source: RefSeq, a predicted model, not a curated record